Molecule: messenger RNA, 474 nt
Organism: Drosophila busckii
Lineage: Eukaryota; Metazoa; Arthropoda; Insecta; Diptera; Drosophilidae
Exons: 1
Coding region: 99-341 (80 amino acids)
Source: RefSeq, a predicted model, not a curated record
UGAGUUUAAAACGCGUUUUGGCGAGUAGCAGUAAAAUUGUUAACCACUGCGUUUAGCUAAACGAGCAACAAGUACAAGUUUAAAGCAAAACUAACGACAUGUAUAAUGCUGGCUACCAAGUGGAGGUCAUAGAUCCUUACUAUCCGCCACCAGUUGAAGUCAUUGAGGUGGUGCAACAGCCUGCCUAUGUGCAACCAGCUGCUGUUGUGAUGCAGCCGCAGUCCCAAACCAUCUACGUGGAGGAGACGCCGGCGGGACCAACGCAGGAGCAAAUGCAGUGCUGUCUGCUGCUGGGCGCCUGCUGUGUAAUGGAGGAGUGCGGCCUGUGUGUUAUUUCAUAGAAAUUUGUGUGUGUCUAAAUUCUAAAAACUAAUCAGCAAAUUUUGCUGUGAGUCAGCAAAUCAGUUAAACAUUUAAAAAUAAGAUAAGCAAACAACAAGCAAGCUGACAAGCUAAAGUAUUGAUAAAACUAUA